CCCCAAAACCUUACCCUAAGUAGCCUAAAACCCUGAUAAAACCCUGAUAUUUCCCUAACUGGCUUAAAACCCCUUUAAAAUCCCCCGUUUUCCCACAUACAUUUUUUGUUUACUUAAUAGAUUGAAGUAGCAACUGUAGGAAGAUUGGUUUUGGUUUGCCUCAUUUUAGAAACGUUUUGCUGUGGUAGGGUUUCGUAAUUUUUUUUCUGCAAACACUGCUCAUUUGUUCUCAUCGGCAUCGUUGACAGACGACACAAUUUGUUCAGAGUCUUGAGGAAACUUACAUAGCAAUCAUGUAUCUCAUGGCUUACAUCAACGAAAAUGGCGAAAAAGUUUACACCUUGAAGAAAGAGUCCCCUGAAGGCUCUCCUACUCAAUCUGCUCAUCCAGCCCGAUUUUCCCCUGAUGACAAAUUUUCAAGGCAUCGUAUCUUGCUGAAGAAGCGUUUUUCCUUGCUGCCAACUCAACAACCUCCUGUCACAUAUUGAAAGUCACUCUUCAAUUUUAGAUUUGUCAUUAUUAAAAAAAUUAAUCUGUUUCUUUUUGGUAAAUAUAUGGGGAGGGGAUGAAAUGAACUUUAAAGAGAUCCACACCAGAACUAAAAUUUUAUAUUCUAAGUACUGCAUCUAAUUAUCGAUGUCACUGUAAUUGUCUAAUUAUUUAAAUGACCCACUGCAACACCUUUGAUGUAUAAAUUUACUGUUAUUAGUGGCUGCGUUUUACUUAAGUAAAUUCGAAAUCCUGAAUCCUGAUAGUAGUUUAUGUU
Cryptomeria japonica (Japanese cedar) is the source of this 766-nucleotide messenger RNA. RefSeq names its product H/ACA ribonucleoprotein complex subunit 3-like protein. The record is from RefSeq and is a predicted model, not a curated record. Gene Ontology annotation, molecular function: telomerase RNA binding; box H/ACA snoRNA binding. Gene Ontology annotation, cellular component: box H/ACA telomerase RNP complex; box H/ACA snoRNP complex. Bases 294 to 488 code for a protein of 64 amino acids. Gene Ontology annotation, biological process: ribosome biogenesis; rRNA pseudouridine synthesis; snRNA pseudouridine synthesis. The transcript has 4 exons. Lineage: Eukaryota; Viridiplantae; Streptophyta; Pinopsida; Cupressales; Cupressaceae.